AGCUGAUGACGUCGUUAGGGGAGGGGCUGGUGGGGGACUGACUGACUCAGUGAAGAAAAGAAAUGGCGAUGCUCGGAGGGUUUAGCGCCGCUCAGCACAAGAAAAACGUCUCUGACGGGAGCAGCGACGUGUCAGAAUUCGUCUGUCCAGUUUGCCUCGAAAUCUUCGAGAGUCCCGUAACAACACAAUGCGGCCAUACGUUCUGCCAGAGUUGUUUGCAGGAGUGUUUGCGUCCACAGAAACCUGUUUGUGCUGUAUGUCGGGCCGGGCUGGGCCACUGGACUAAAGCUGCUGAGCUCGAGGCUGUCAUUCAAUCAUCUGUGGCUGCUUGCAAGGGUUGUGGAACACAGGUUGGCCUUUCUCAGAUGAGAAGCCACACAGCUGCCUGCUCAAAAUACCAGGAGUACAUUGAGGAGGGGGUGAGGACCACGGCCCAGAGCCAGCCUGCCAUCAUCAGUCCAGUACCAAAUCGCUUCACUUUCACCUGCCCAUACUGCAACUGCCAGAACCUGGAUCAGGACGGCCUGGUCGAACAUUGCACUUCCCAGCAUUCUCGUGAUGCAAGACAAGUGGUGUGUCCCAUCUGUGCCUCGAUGCCUUGGGGGGACCCUAACUACAGGAGUGCGGACUUUUUCCAGCACCUGAAGAUCAGACACACAUUCUCUUAUGAUACCUUUGUUGAUUACUCCACAGACGAGCACACAAUGAUCCAGGAGGCUCUACAGCGCUCCCUUUUGGACAACUGAAGAGUGAAGAACAAUCCACCAAGAGAUGAAUGGAGUGACACGAAGGGAAGACGGUGAUGUGAAGUCUUUAGAAGAUGGAACAACACACUGUAACAUCAUUCAUCUAUCAUGAGGAUGGUGGUACUGUAUUACGAUGGGUAAUCAGUCUCACAGGGAAAUUGGUAUUGUUAUUAAGAAUUUAUAGGUUUAUUGUUCAGAAAAUAAAUCGCGCAAUAUGGUUAAAAAAGCAUAUUGUACUGUCUGAUUUAGGAGUGAUACUGUGUUUCUGGUGUGAUAAACUCUUUAUCUUCCCCCAGUUGAGUCUGUAGACUUGAUAGUUUGUUGAAUAUCCACUAAACUAUGUUUGUUCAAGCUGUUUGUUCACUGAUGACAUAUAGCCAAAAACUUCCAAAGUUGUAAUAAAAUGUCCCUGUCGUCAAUACUUGAUGUUAUAAGAGGGUUCGACCACUAGGUGGCUAACUGUUGCCAGCAAUUGACGGACUUCACUCAGUGAGGAGGUCAAGUGAUGUUAACAAUAAUAUAUAAUAAUAAUCUACUCAAGAGUGACUCUGCAUGUUUUACUCUGCAAAGUGGAGAAAGUGGGAAGGGGUGUUUUUAUUUUUCGACUUCAUUAGAAAGAUGGAAGCUCUGAUUUUUUUAAAAUGCUGUUUCUGGGUGAAAAAAGUGUGUCUUUGUGUGAGAGAGUUUAUGUUCAUUCUGUUUUUUAGAGAUCUACUGGAAAGAAUAAAUAAUAAGAGGGUCAAACAAAGCCAGAGGUUGGCUGUUUGCUUUAUUGUAAUGUUUCUCCCUUAUGUCUUUGUGCCUGCUGGUAGAUCUUGUUUCUGACUUCCAAAACUUUAUAGGGCUAAUAGUUCAUCCAGUGAACCAAAAGAUGCAAGUAAGAGACCGUCAGUGUGUCAUAAUCGGUCAGUUCUGUGAUUUUUCAUUUGGGUGAGAAUUUAUUUGCAUGUUUAUGACCACAAGGGGGCAGUAGAGCUCCACCGUUUCUCUGUCGAUCCAUGACAGCCACUGGGCCUUUUACCGGCCUCGUGGCUCUGUUUGCAAAACAUAAUUCAACACAGAUUUCAGUCUAUACAUGUGCUUUACUCAAUGUGUUGUUCUCCAGCUUAGUUUUUAUAUGCAGCAUACAAAAAUGUCACUGAUCUUUAGUGGUUUUAGUGGAGUUAUUUGUUCUAGUUUUAACUGAGUGACCAUAACUUCGCUUUAGGCAGUUCAUGACGUGACUUUUAAGAUUUUUAAAUGUAACUUUACUGUAGUGUGUUUUUUCAUGCCCGGUGUCUAAAAUGCUUCAUCGAGAAACUCCAGUUUGUUUUUUGCUGGCUUUUAAUGUUCUUGACAUCACUGCCAACACAUUCUGAAAAAAGAAAAGAAAAGAAAAAUUAUUUGUAUGCCUCCAAAACAGACCGCAUGUGAAGUAACAAGAAAAUUCAGUUUGACUUUGCUUGGAUUUUUUGCUCUGGAUGUUUGUCAUUUUAAUUCUUAAAAUGUAGAUUGUGUCUUUUUUUUUUUUUUUUUUUUACAAUUAGCAUUGUUUUCCAAUAACUUGUAAUUGUCACAAAUCAACCAUAUACAGGAGUGCAAAUCACACACGGUAACAUUGCAUUUGUCUUCUACCACCACGUAAAUAAAACUUCAACCACCCAGAUCAAGUAGCUCUAGAGCAGAACCUUAAUGCCUUUUCUCAUAGUCUUUGGUGCCACUUAGCCCUAGAUGUUCGUUUUUCUCUCCAGUAAAAUGUGUAAUAAUUUUGUAUGUGUUUCUCAUGUAUAAUGACCUUUUUUUUCCUUUCUCAAUAUAUCUUUCAUUCUCUUUUGUCAGCCCUACUGUUAGAGGGUGCUAAAUCCUGAUAAAUUAAAGCUCUUUAAUUAUUUAAA
Molecule: messenger RNA, 2620 nt
Organism: Centropristis striata (black sea bass)
Lineage: Eukaryota; Metazoa; Chordata; Actinopteri; Perciformes; Serranidae
Gene: rnf114
Product: ring finger protein 114
Exons: 6
Coding region: 63-746 (227 amino acids)
Biological process (GO): protein polyubiquitination; ubiquitin-dependent protein catabolic process
Molecular function (GO): metal ion binding; ubiquitin protein ligase activity
Source: RefSeq, a predicted model, not a curated record